UAAAAUCAGUGGCUUGGUUCACUAGUUUCAACAAAUGGUUUUCUCUAAUCAAUAACAAAGCAAUAAUAGCAAACCAUGUUGAUGGCAAUGUGCACCCAAUUAGGAGCACCACACUCGUGGACUCCAACACAGUGCCACCUAAAUGCUCCAUCCAAAACAAUCAUAAAAGCCAAAACCACACACUCAAUGCCUCCUGAGAAGAAAGAAAUCUUCAAGUCAUUGGAGAGUUGGGUAUCAGAACAUGUAUUGCCACUGGCCAAACCUGUUGAAGAAUGCUGGCAGCCACAUGAUUUCUUGCCAAACUCAGCAUUACCGUCAGAUGAGUUUAUCGAUCAGGUGAACGACUUAAGGGCUCGAACGGCUGGGCUUCCAGACGAAUAUCUGGCAGUUUUGGUGGGAAACAUGAUCACUGAGGAAGCAUUGCCUACAUAUCAAUCAUAUUUAAACAACUUGGAUGGUGGGGUUGCAGAUGAGACUGGUGCAAGCGAUAAUCCAUGGGCUAUAUGGUCGCGCUCUUGGACAGCCGAGGAAAAUAGACAUGGAGAUUUGCUCAAAACAUAUCUCUAUCUAACUGGUCGGGUUGAUAUGCAAAUGGUCGAGAAAACUAUCCAAUACUUGAUUGGAGCUGGCAUGGAUAUAGGAACUGAAAACAACCCAUAUAUGGGCUUUGUUUAUACAUCUUUUCAAGAGCGAGCCACUUUUGUGUCGGAUGGUUGUUUGGCUCGACUGACUAAGGAAAGGGGUGAUCCAGUUCUUUCAUGCAUAUGUGGCACCAUUGCUGCGGAUGAAAAGCGCCACGAGAUUGCAUACGAGAGGAUUGUGGAGAAACUUCUAGAAGUAGACCCCACAGAGACGAUGAUAGCGAUAUCAAAAAUAAUGAGUGGUAACAUAACGAUGCCCGGACACUUGAUGUAUGAUGGACAAGACCCGCAGCUCUUCACCCACUUCUCUGCAGUGGCACAACGCAUUGGCGUGUACACGAUUAGUGACUACAUUGAUAACUUGGAGUUCUUGAUUAGAAAAUGGAGAUUGGAGAAGAUAGAGGGUUUAACGAGCGAGGGAAGACAUGCACAAGAGCUCGUGUGUGGGCUUGUGCCCAAGAUUAGGAGGCUACAAGAACGUGCUGAUGAGCGGGUGCGAAAGAUGAGACCCAGGUUUAGUUGGAUCUUCAAUAAAUAGUGUCCAUAUUGAAGUACAGAAUCUUUAAAAACAAAGUGCAGUGGAAAAGCAAUGAAUAUGUGAUCUUUAAACUCCUCUUAUCCUGUGUUUGGUUAUCCUAUACUCUUUAGAGUAAUUAAUAAAUAAAAUUAUUGUAAGAAAACUAUGAGGACGUACUAUUGUUCAACAAUAUUCGUUGAGAGAUUGUGUGUAUGUGUAUGAGUGAUGCAUAAAAUAAAUAGAAGACAUGAUUUUUUAUUAAAAAAUAGAGGACAGGUUGUUG
Vicia villosa (hairy vetch) is the source of this 1441-nucleotide messenger RNA. Its product is annotated as stearoyl-[acyl-carrier-protein] 9-desaturase 6, chloroplastic-like. The record is from RefSeq and is a predicted model, not a curated record. Gene Ontology annotation, biological process: fatty acid metabolic process. Gene Ontology annotation, molecular function: stearoyl-[ACP] desaturase activity. Lineage: Eukaryota; Viridiplantae; Streptophyta; Magnoliopsida; Fabales; Fabaceae. The transcript has 2 exons. The coding region runs from base 76 to 1179 and encodes 367 amino acids. Gene Ontology annotation, cellular component: chloroplast stroma.